AUGGCCGUGCCACCCUCCACCCAUUCCCGUCGCCUCCUGCCCCUCUUCCUGGGGCUUUUCCAGGGUGCCCUGCUCCUCUUCUUUGCCCUCUUUGUCACCUAUGAUGAGGCUUCAGCGCAGGCGGAGGAUACCAACUUGGUGGCCAACCAGGUCUACAGCACCUUCCCCUUCUUCCAGGAUAUCCAGGUGAUGCUGGUGGUGGGGCUGGGACUCCUGCUGACCUUCCUGCCCCGCUACGGGUUCAGUGCCCUCACCCACAACUUCCUCCUGCUCAUCUUCUCCGUGCAGUGGGCACUGGUGCUGCAGGGCCUGCUCCACCACUUCCACCACGGCCAGAUCCACCUGGACCUCCACAAACUCCUCAUCUCUGAGUUCGCUGCUGUGACAGUGCUCAUCUCCGUGGGGGCCAUCCUGGGGAGGGCCAGCCCCUGCCAGCUGCUCGUCAUGGCCAUCUGUGAAAUCCCCAUCUACCUCACCAGCGAGUGGGUCAUUGUCACCUGUCUGGGUGUCCAGGAUGUGGGUGGCACCAUCACGAUCCACGUCUUCUCCUGCUAUUUUGGCCUCGGUGUCUCCAAGGGUCUGUUCAGGGCAACGCAGCAGCCAUUGCACCCCAAGGAGACCCCAACAUCCCGCUCUGAUCUCAUGUCCCUGGUGGGGACACUCAUCCUCUGGGUUUUCUGGCCCAGCUUCGUGGCUGUCCUCUGCCAGCCGGGCAAUGCCCAGCACCGCGCCAUCCUGAACACCCUCCUGGCCAUGAAUGCCAGCGCCAUAACCACUGUUGUGGCCUCCAGCCUGCUGGAGAGGGACGGCAGGCUCAGCCCCGGCCACCUGCAGAACGGCAGCCUGGCCGGCGGGGUGGCCAUCGGCGUGGUGGCCGACAUGUCCAUGCCACCAGUGGCCGCUCUUGCCCUCGGCAGCCUCUCGGCCGUGGUGUGUGUCCUCGGCUUCAGGUUCCUCGCCCCGCUCCUGGGGAGGAAGCUCACAUUCCACGACCAGUGCGGCAUCCACAACCUCCACGGCUUGCCCGGCAUCCUCGGCGCCGCAGCCAGCGUCGUGGCCGUCCUGGUGGCGUCCAAGGACACCUCCGGGUCCCACUCCUUUCAGCUGUCCCCCGUUGGGGGCAAUGCCAGCGAGGUGGUGGAGGGACAGUGGAGGGGCCGCGGGGGGGGCGGGCAGGCGCUGUGCCAGGCAGCGGGGCUGGCGGUGGCCGUCGGUGCCUCGCUGCUCGCCGGGCUGCUCACCGGUGCCGCCCUCCGGCUGCCCUGCCUGGCCCGGCCGCCCGAGCGGCUCUGCUUCGAUGAUUCGCUGUAUUUUAAGAUCCAGGAUCAGGCUGAGAGCCCGGGGCCAGACAGCAGCGCUGAGGAAGGAGCCCUGGCUCUGAAGGAGCAGGUUUAG
Messenger RNA from Corvus hawaiiensis (hawaiian crow), 1395 nucleotides. RefSeq names its product ammonium transporter Rh type B-like. Gene Ontology annotation, cellular component: plasma membrane. The record is from RefSeq and is a predicted model, not a curated record. The transcript has a single exon. Gene Ontology annotation, molecular function: ammonium channel activity. Gene Ontology annotation, biological process: ammonium transmembrane transport; ammonium homeostasis. Bases 1 to 1395 code for a protein of 464 amino acids. Lineage: Eukaryota; Metazoa; Chordata; Aves; Passeriformes; Corvidae.